This is a messenger RNA of Glycine soja, 1897 nucleotides long. Its product is annotated as tubulin beta chain-like. The record is from RefSeq and is a predicted model, not a curated record. Gene Ontology annotation, molecular function: GTP binding; GTPase activity; structural constituent of cytoskeleton. The transcript is spliced from 3 exons. The coding region runs from base 218 to 1573 and encodes 451 amino acids. Gene Ontology annotation, cellular component: microtubule; cytoplasm. Gene Ontology annotation, biological process: mitotic cell cycle; microtubule cytoskeleton organization. Lineage: Eukaryota; Viridiplantae; Streptophyta; Magnoliopsida; Fabales; Fabaceae.
AGUUGGCGCCUGAAUACCACACUCUUGAAAGAAGAAAAAAAUAAAAAUUAAAAACCCGCCCUUCCAUUAUUACCCUCCCUCAGCUCCCAUAACCAUAACCAUAACCCUCUCUCUCUCUCUCUGUAUAUAUAUAUGCACGCAAAUAUAUAUGUGUAUGAAUCUGCACUUCAUUUCAAAUCCCAACAAAAAACCAAAGUAAUCUAACAAAGUAAGCACAAUGAGGGAGAUAUUGCACGUGCAAGGUGGGCAAUGCGGGAACCAAAUCGGUUCCAAGUUCUGGGAAGUGAUAUGCGACGAGCAUGGCAUCGACCCCACCGGAAAGUACACCGGCGACGAGGCCUCCGAUCUCCAACUGGAGAGGAUCAACGUCUACUACAAUGAAGCCUCCGGCGGAAGGUACGUUCCCCGGGCCGUCCUCAUGGAUCUCGAGCCCGGCACCAUGGACAGCAUCAGAUCCGGCCCAUACGGCAAGAUCUUCCGCCCCGACAACUUCGUCUUCGGCCAGUCCGGCGCCGGCAACAAUUGGGCCAAGGGCCACUACACCGAAGGCGCCGAGUUGAUCGACUCUGUCCUCGACGUCGUUCGCAAAGAAGCCGAGAAUUGUGACUGCUUACAAGGUUUUCAAGUGUGUCACUCACUUGGAGGAGGCACGGGUUCUGGCAUGGGAACACUGUUGAUAUCGAAGAUCAGGGAGGAGUACCCGGACAGAAUGAUGCUCACAUUCUCUGUUUUCCCAUCCCCAAAGGUCUCUGACACGGUUGUGGAGCCUUACAAUGCUACUUUGUCCGUUCACCAACUAGUGGAGAAUGCAGAUGAGUGCAUGGUUCUUGACAAUGAAGCACUCUAUGACAUUUGCUUCAGGACCUUAAAACUCACCACUCCUAGUUUUGGUGAUCUGAACCACCUGAUUUCUGCGACAAUGAGUGGAGUGACAUGUUGCUUGAGGUUCCCCGGACAACUGAACUCCGACCUGAGGAAGCUAGCAGUGAACCUGAUCCCAUUCCCACGUCUCCACUUCUUCAUGGUGGGGUUUGCACCUCUCACCUCACGCGGGUCUCAGCAGUACGUGUCCCUCACUGUCCCCGAACUCACCCAGCAAAUGUGGGACGCCAAGAACAUGAUGUGUGCCGCCGAUCCUCGCCACGGCCGAUACCUGACAGCAUCAGCCAUGUUCAGGGGAAAGAUGAGCACCAAGGAAGUGGAUGAGCAAAUGAUCAACGUGCAAAACAAGAACUCAUCCUACUUCGUUGAGUGGAUUCCCAACAACGUUAAGUCAAGUGUGUGUGACAUCCCUCCCAAGAACUUGAAGAUGUCGUGCACUUUCAUUGGAAACUCCACCUCAAUUCAGGAGAUGUUCAGAAGGGUGAGUGAGCAAUUCACUGCAAUGUACAGGCGCAAGGCCUUCUUGCACUGGUACACCGGGGAAGGAAUGGACGAAAUGGAGUUCACUGAGGCAGAGAGCAACAUGAACGAUUUGGUAGCAGAGUACCAGCAAUAUCAGGAUGCUACUGCUGAUGAGGAUGAGUACGAUGAUGAGGAUGAGGAUGGGGAGCAUGCUUUCGAGGACCAGUAAAUUGUUCAUCACUACCUUGUUUUAAUUACUAAAUUUGCUGCUAGUAGUCACGUAUCCAAGGUUUUAAAACCUGUUGAUAUCACAAACAAAUCCUGUUGAUAUGGUCCCAAUUGCGAUCACAACUGCGGAAAGUUUUUUAAAACCUUAAUGUAUCUAUGCCUGUCUCUGUACUUUUUUUCCAUUCUACCUAUUUCUCCUAUAUUUUAGUUUUAAUUGAGUAUUAAUUACUUUUGAAAUUGUUUGAUAUGUUCCCCGCAGACCAUAUUGUUGGUUGUUGUUCUAUAAUGUAAGUGUAUGAAUAAGAAAGGGUUGACUUAUCUAGAA